AUGGAGGUUGAAGCGGGCCGGCCCACAUGGAGCAGGCCGGUCGAGUUCACGCUGGCUGGGAUAGGGUGCGCCGUGGGGCUGGGCAACAUCUGGAGGUUCCCUUACCUUUGCUACAGGAGCGGCGGAGGUGCUUUCCUGGUGCCCUACCUGCUGAUGCUCGUGUUGCUGGGCAUCCCUCUGCUCUACAUGGAGUUGACCGUGGGCCAGUACCUGAGGAAGGGCCCCGUGCACGCCAUGGCCAAUGUGUGCCCGCUGCUGAAAGGUGUGGGCGUGGCCAUGGUGGCCAUCUCCUUCAUCAUGUGCACGUACUACAAUGUCAUCAUCACCUGGGCACUGUACUACCUGUUCAGCUCGUUCCAGAGCCAACUACCCUGGCAGAGCUGCAACAACACAUGGAACAGGGCCAACUGCACUGACCGUGCCACCAACACCUCCACCUCGGCCUCCACCGCCAGCCAGCAGUUCUUUAAUUACAGGGUGCUGGAGCGGACGGACGGCGUGGAGGAGCCUGGCUCUCUGCGGUGGGAGCUCUUUCUGCUGCUGCUGUUGGCCUGGAUCCUCGUCUACCUCUGCAUCUUCAAGGGAGUCAAGUCCACCGGCAAGGUGGUGUACUUCACAGCUCUGUUCCCUUAUGUGAUCUUGGUGGCGUUGCUAAUUAACAACGUCCAGCUCCCUGGGGCCGCGUCCGGCAUCCAGUUCUUCAUCGUGCCUGAAUGGGAGAAGCUGCUGUCUGUGGAGGUGUGGAUCAACGCGGCGGCCCAGAUCUUUAACUCCAUUGGAAUCGGCUUUGGUUCGCUCAUGGCCAUGGCGAGCUACAACAACUUCAGCAACAGCGUCUUAAAGGACACCCUGGCCAUUGCCAUCACAAACUCAAUGACCAGCAUCCUGUCUGGAUUUGUGAUUUUCUCUGCACUCGGAUACAUGUCUUACCUACAGAAUAUUCCAGUCAGUGAGAUUGCCGUGGACGGUCCCGGCCUGGUGUUUGUGGUCUACCCCCAGGCCUUCCUGUCCAUGCCGGUGGCUCCUAUGUGGGCAGUGUUCUUCUUCUUCAUGCUCCUCUGCCUCGGCCUGGACAGCCAGUUUGCGAUGGUGGAGGUAAUGAUAACUAGUCUGUUGGAUGGCUACAGUGAGCCUCUGCUAAGCUUCUUCAGGCGAAAUGAGCUGCUGGUUCUGGCCGUGUGUACUGGCAUGUUUCUCCUCGGCAUCCCACAUGUCAUGCAGGUCGGGAUUUACGUCUUCCAGCUGAUGGACCACUACACUGCCAUAGUGUCCAUCAUGUUCCUGGCCUUCUUUGAGGUGGUCGCCAUAUGCUGGUUAUAUGGGGUGAGACGUCUGACUAGCAACUUGGAGGAAAUGAUGGGAAGAAAGCCAGGCAUGUUCUUCCGGCUUUGCUGGAUGGUGAUAUGUCCGGUUCUGAUCGCGGUGAUUCUGGUGUUUUCCGUGAUUCAGUUUAAACCAGCGCGCUAUGAGAACUAUGUGUACCCAGCGUGGGCUCAGGGGAUUGGCUGGCUCAUUGCCAUGGCGUCCAUUAUCUGGAUCCCAUUGGCAGCGCUGCACACGCUGUGGGUUCUGCCUGGCUCCUUCAGCGAGAAACUGCGGGGGUCCAUCAGACCGUUUGCGCUGGACGCCGACGCCCCGAGCCUGUACUGCCUGCGGAAGGGAGGCGCGGUGGAGGUGACCCCCAGCCUCACUGUCAUCAGCUUCAUCACCCCCCUGCCUGAAAAAACCCCGAUCCAGACCAGUUUAUGACUUGACCUUUACCCUCUGACCUCAGUUGCUUACCUGGGCUACAGCAGGCCUUGGACUAACCUGCCUCGUUACUGGUCUGGUUAGUGUAGUGGACGGGUAUUGGGACGAUAAGUUGGCCAGAACCAAGAACCUCCCCGUGAUGGUAGAAUGGCCCACCACGGACUUGAAGAGGAACUUUAUGAAGUUCCACAGCCAACCUACGUCCUUGCUGGGCUAUUUUCUAUUUUCUGUGAUUUUCAGCCGGGACAAGACGACAAUCCUAAAACAAUCAGCUAUAAAAUGAUGUAACUUGUGUAACUCAUCUUUGAUUUUUGUAAAUAGUGUGUUUUGUGGAUGUGCUUUUGACCAAGUACCUUACAUCACAAGAGAAUCCGUGAAUAACUUAUGAAAUGUAACCAAAGAAAAAAACGAUACAAAUGUCCUUGGAAAGGAAUGAACAAAAAAAUCUGUUGAACCUUUCUUUGUUCAGCUAGUGAAAAACACUAGUUCCUUAAUAUUUUCUCCAUUAUAUAGACACUAACAGACACUAAUUAUUUUUAUUACAGACGCAUAAAAAUUGUUUAAAAAUGUAAGUUUUACUGUUAGUUAUUUUGUUGAUCUAGUAAUUAUAAAUAAAAAGAAAGAAACAUUUAAAUUGCAAACUGUUAACAUUGGGCUGUAUUCUUGGAAAUAAUUCACAGUGAGUGGAGAUCAAGACUCCAACCCUUCUCAGCCAGCGUGUGAGACACUUGGAUAAAGGACUUGUGUCUUGCGGUCCAUAACCUCAGGGAAAGGAAGAGAGUUUUCCUAUGAUUUGUCCAGUCCAUCAUAUUCCAAGGGACGUGGAGAGACCCACAACAGACAGCAGACCAAAGACGAGAUACAUCUGAAUGCAAAACCCGUGACACAUUCACAGAUGAUAAUCUUGACAUUUUAAUUCAUGACAAUGUUCAGGUGCGUGCUUGAGCAAUAGUCGGCAGGUCUUUAAAUGUGUGCACUUCAAGGUUAGUCACAUGUCCCUGGUAAAAGGUGUCCCACAAUGUCCUUUAGUCAGAGGCCAAAGGACAUACCCAGUUUUACAGAUUUCAUGAUAUCAAGGUACUUAGAGUGCCUGUGGUGUACGCGUGCGUCUGAUAUGGGUUUAGAAACACGAUCGCAUUCACUGGUGUGCAGUAGUGAGAAGUGUGAAAGUCCAGGUGCAGAGCAGACGCAGAAAACCCGACUGACCAAAGGUUUUAGUUACAUUACACCAGCUAGAGAUCCAUUCACUCUUAUGCCGUUGUGAGAAACACGUCUACGUACAAUCCAAAGUUAGAACUUAUAAAAAAAAAAAAAAGUCAUACAGCAAUCAUUGGAACACUAAGCGCAAU
This is a messenger RNA of Electrophorus electricus (electric eel), 3098 nucleotides long. RefSeq names its product sodium- and chloride-dependent GABA transporter ine. Gene Ontology annotation, cellular component: plasma membrane. Gene Ontology annotation, biological process: nitrogen compound transport; sodium ion transmembrane transport; amino acid import across plasma membrane. NCBI's taxonomy places the organism in Eukaryota, Metazoa, Chordata, Actinopteri, Gymnotiformes, Gymnotidae. Gene Ontology annotation, molecular function: amino acid:sodium symporter activity. The record is from RefSeq and is a predicted model, not a curated record.